Molecule: messenger RNA, 2217 nt
Organism: Verticillium dahliae VdLs.17
Lineage: Eukaryota; Fungi; Ascomycota; Sordariomycetes; Glomerellales; Plectosphaerellaceae
Exons: 4
Coding region: 1-2217 (738 amino acids)
Source: RefSeq, a predicted model, not a curated record
AUGGCUCGAACCAGUCUCAAGUACCUGUCACGGCAGAUAGAGGCUGAAAAAUCCCUGAAGCACCUAGGAACCGUGAGUGUCAGCCUCGAUGCCCUGUCAUUUCCACAGUCGGGGGGGAACAUCAGUUCGGAGCUGAGAUGCGCACUGAUCGAUGAAUACACCAACGAAAAGAAGCCAGACGAUGGCGAGUUCUACUACAAGAUUCGGGAGUUGCAAGGGCGUUUCGGGACAAAGAACUUGUAUUUCGAGAUGCGGUGGUGGGCACGUCUAGCCUCAUCAUCAGAAUCGACCAACAAGAAGGAAAGACUUCAGCAACUUUACAACCACCCGCAAUUCGCCCCAGCGUUUGACUCGUUCCAAAAUAUCCCGGCAUUACAGCUGCUUCUCCACUGCCUCGAAGACAUGAGAAACUUUUAUGAUCAUGUAUUUGAAAAGAAGGAAAGUGCUAUGCGAAGACUUACACGAGAAGACGUGGAGGCUAUACAGCUGAGCGCACCUGGCGCAUCGGCUGAGGAUGCCGACAGGCUUCGCGGACGCAUCAAGGGCGGUAUGAUUUUCAAAGCCUUUACCGAUCAAGAGAGAGAGAGCAUAUGGAUCAAUCUUUGUGAAGCCACUAAAGACUGUUUGACACCGUCUCUUUUCGGGUUUUUCGAGAAUUUGAAGUACCUCCAGGGGCCGUCAGACUGCAUGAAGCUAAUAGUACGGCCACGGCGCCGCGAGACUAUACAAUCUGCCCUGGAAGAGGUGUUCUCGGAGCCUUUGCCUCCAGCCGUUGGAUGUCCGGUCCAAACAUCCAACGCCUCUUUCAAAAUCGCGCAUCCCUGUGUUUCGGAUCAGUUGGAUAUUAUGUAUCGACAACUCUGGCUUUUUGCCUUGAGGGAGUACCGAGACAUGCCAAAACAGAGUAAAAGGAAGCUGGCAGGAGUCAAAGAAGGCGAAGUUGACUCCACAGUGUUGUUUUCAUUCGCCUCCGUCGCCGAGGGCUUUGGUUUCCGCACUGAGCAGACUCAGGAAUUACGGCGACGCAACCCAGACCAAGAAAUGAUCCUUCGGUUCCUCCGCACAAUUAGGAAGCCGGAUCAAUACAAUUUCGAGAGCCUUGAUGACAGCGUGGCGCAGGUUAUUCAUGUCAUUAGCAAAGCAGAGCCCCUGCCUCAGCAUGGCGUUAUGGAGCUAGACGUGGACAAUGUCGCAGUAGCACUGCCAACCCGCUGUGGAGUUCUGAAUGACCUUGAUCAACGUCGAGACAAGUCAUCAAUGUUCUUGCACAAACUACACAAACCUAUCGCGCUACAAGGCACAUCGCUGACCUCCUUCUUUAUCCAACGAUCGAUCUACUUUUCAUUCUUCGGUAAGACCAUUAACAUCGAUAUCAGCAACCUACAAGAGUUUCCAGAGAGCCAUCCAUGGAAUCAGUUCCCUCUUGCGCAAAGACAGCCAUUGAGGAGCCUGGAAGUAGAUCAUACCAACGAUCCAGACUGUCUACAGCCAAUGGCAGUGACAGAGGCUUCCAAUGUUAUGUCCAAUUGGGAAGAGCGUUGCCAAAAAGCGGAAGAAAAUGCGCAUGCUGCAGAAAAUCGACUACUGAACCUAGCGAAAGAAGAAGAGGAGACAAAUUUACGGUUAAAUCGACUAAAAGAACAGGAAGAGAAACUCAGUGAGAGAACUCGAGAACUGGAGCAACUUCAGCAUAGUCUUGACGAGGGGAUAAGAGCCAAUCGACUAGCAGAUAGCAACGCCAUCAAUGCAGAGGCAGCGGAACAAAGGGAAGUUUCCGAGCUCGCAGAAAAUGAGACAAGUCUUCAAAAUAGGCUAAACGAACUCACACGGAGAGAGAAUGACAAGAUUUCUUCCCUGGAAAGACUCGAAGAAGAAAAGAAAAGGCUCCAGGCAGCACUGAAAGACCUUGAUUAUAGCGUUGGCUCACUGAGGACGCAAGAACAAGACCUGAAAUCGCAAACUGAACAGUCAACGAAGAACGAGGACCAGAAUCUGGCGAAAGCCAGUCAUGAAGAGGCUCAAAAGCAGUCUGACAUUACCUCUAUACUACACUGGUGUGCCAUGAAGGUCAGCAUUGCCGCUGCUAAACUGCUCUGGCGUCGUUUGCUGGUCAGAGGGGGCCAUGGCGACGGGGUCGAAGUGGUGUCGGAGGUGGCGGUGCCAGGGCAGGCCUCCCAGACUGGCCAAUGUGAGGGUCUCACGCCUCAAUCAGGCUAG